Messenger RNA from Nothoprocta perdicaria, 989 nucleotides. It is a transcript of the gene TMEM81, whose product is annotated as transmembrane protein 81. NCBI's taxonomy places the organism in Eukaryota, Metazoa, Chordata, Aves, Tinamiformes, Tinamidae. The record is from RefSeq and is a predicted model, not a curated record. The transcript has a single exon. Bases 198 to 989 code for a protein of 263 amino acids.
AUUUUCUUUAGCAGUGUUGCACCCCCAGCCCGUCACAUUGGAGAGUUUUUCCUGAUGGAAGCCUUGGGUCCUGAAGAUGAUGCUGGUGGAAUUUCCCCAACCCUGACUUUGAAUAUUUUCAAAGAAUGAUCUGGGUUCAUUUGACUACUGAAUUUGGGUGGCUUUAGAAGGCAGGGUACCUAAAAGAGCUCCCCGCUAUGAAGACCUUGGAAAGCAGCCUCAUCCUCGGGAUAUUACCCUGCGUUUUCCAUCUGCCUUUGAUAGCCCCCUAUCAAAAUAUAACUAUCCCAGCAGAGCUGAAGACCGUCGUAGCUAAAGUGCCCGUCAACGCCACGUCCUGCAGCGUCACCUGCGGCCUGGGCUUCAAAGUGGAGGAGCUGUGCGAGGUCACGCCGGCCGGCGAGCGGAGGAAUUGCACCCUGCGCACGUCCGACUGCGUCGCCAACUGGGUCUGUGGCUUGCAGCACUUCUCGGUGCCCUCGGGCAGACCCUUCCAGAUCAGCUGCCUGAGCGCCCAGGCCACGGGCGUCGAUAGCCAGGCCUAUAUUUAUACGUGGAGACUCGCCCCGGGUCUCAUCACCACCAACGACGGCCUCUUCAAGCCUUUCAAGAGCACUGAGCCUGUCAUCAGGCUGUCGCCUACGCAGGAGUCAGAUGCAGGCACAUACCGGUGUGAUGUGCAGGUGGCCAAGACCUUGAAAGUCAUCAAGAGGAUCUACUUCGGUGUCAGAGUGAUCCAGAGCGACUUGGUGGAUCUGAACUUUGAAAAGUCCUUGACUUUGGAGCAGAAAAUAGCGGAAAAUGAAGAGGAAGGAGGGAAACACAACGUUACCCACAUAGAAAUGCAGCAGCAGCAGAGCUUUUGGCAGAGUAAAUUACUGAGUGACCCUUGGAUAGGACUUGCAGCGGGGGUGCUAGGAGGAGUCCUGAUGAGCGUAGUGCUCUACUUGGUGCGGAAGGCUUGGAGAAGAAACGCUGCAGAGAAAUGA